This is a messenger RNA of Colletotrichum graminicola M1.001, 882 nucleotides long. Its product is annotated as methyltransferase domain-containing protein. The coding region runs from base 1 to 882 and encodes 293 amino acids. NCBI's taxonomy places the organism in Eukaryota, Fungi, Ascomycota, Sordariomycetes, Glomerellales, Glomerellaceae. The record is from RefSeq and is a predicted model, not a curated record. Gene Ontology annotation, molecular function: methyltransferase activity. The transcript has 5 exons.
AUGUCUCAAAAUAGUGGGACCCCCGAUACCUCGUCGCAUUACUCUGAUCACGGCCGCGUUUAUGAAGGGUUUCGGCGAGGAAGAUAUCUGCUUCCAAUCGAUGAGGCCGAACAAGACAGACUGGACAUAUUCCACAAGCUCAUCUUCCUGGCAAGAAAAAGCAAGUUACAUGACGCGCUACUUCCUGAUAGGGCCCAAGUUCUUGAUCUUGGGACGGGCACUGGCAUUUGGGCGAUCGACGUCGCUGAUUCGCUUUACAAGGGCCCGGACAACCAGGGUCGCGUACUAGGGCUCGACCUUGCUUACAUCCAGCCCCAUGUAAUUCCCACAUGUGUUUCGUUCGUGCGCGCCGAUGUUGAGGCGCCGUGGCCAGCACCAGAGCAGACCUUCGAUCUGAUCCACAUACAAAUGCUACUCGGGUCCAUACGAGACUGGCCAGACCUCUACCGAAAAUCUUUCAGACAUAUCAGGCCCGGUGGCUCGAUUGAGCAUGUGGAAAUCGAGUGGAUGUUCCGUAGCGACGAUAACACCUUACCAACGGACUCGCCCCUCGUUCUUUGGGGUAACACCUUGCGACGUGCGAUGCAGACGUACAGGCAACCAAUUGACAUUUUCGAUACUAGAGCCGAACUUCACGCAGCGGGUUUCACCAACAUCACCGAGAACAUAGUCAAACUACCGAUCAACCCGUGGAGCGCCGACAAAUUCGAGCAGGAGAUUGGCCGAUGGUUCAACCUUGGCCUCACUCAUGGGUUCGAGGCAUUGACACUCGCACCUUUCGUCCAAAUAGAAGGUUGGCCAAGGCAUCAGGUGGACAGGCUGGUGGAAGACCUGAAGAUGGAUAUCUGUCGGCUGCACGUCCAUGCCUACUGUAGAAUGUGA